AUGUCUACGUGUAGGUUUAAUUCUAGGCUGCUUCCUCGCCCCAAUCAACUCAAGGCUCGGAUCAGAGGUGCAGGUGGCAAGGGGCAAGGUAAAGGCGCCGUAUCUGUCCACCUGAAUCCUAUCACUCAUUCACAGCGGCCCCUCCCUCACUCUCCCUCCUUCCUCUCUCUCCUCCCUUCCUCCCUCUCCCCCUUUUCCUCCCUCUCCCCUUUUUCUCCCUCUCCCACCUUCCCCCCUCCUCCUGGCCUCUUCUCCUCCUCGCAU
Closterium sp. Naga37s-1 is the source of this 264-nucleotide messenger RNA. NCBI's taxonomy places the organism in Eukaryota, Viridiplantae, Streptophyta, Zygnematophyceae, Desmidiales, Closteriaceae. The record is from the annotation of a GenBank genome assembly.